CCAAGUGUCUCCUCCAAAAAUCUUGACCUCCUCAAGUCAAUUUAAUUGUAUGAUAAGAGAAAACUAAAGAACUGAGACAGAGCUGGAGAAAUGUCUAGGAGCUGGAUUAGGGAUGGAUACAAGAACGUGGCCGAUGUUUUUAGCAAAGCAGACCUAAAAAAUAGGCAUUUUCCCACACUGAAAGGGCAUCCUGCUGCUCAACAACAUGCAGAACAAGUUGUCGAAUCGCACCAUGCUCUUCAAGAAAACAUCAAAGCACUGAAAAAAGAGUUCAAGAUUUACAGAUGGAACCCUGAUAAUCCAUACCAGAAGCCAUAUCUUCAAUCUUACUUUGUAGAUCUUUCUACUUGUGGGCCCAUGGUUCUUGAUGCAUUGCAAAAGAUAAAGGCAGAGGAUGAUUCAAGUUUGAGUUAUAGGAGAUCAUGCAGAGAAGGAAUAUGUGGUUCAUGUGCCAUGAAUAUCGAUGGCACCAAUACGGUAGCAUGCCUUAAGCCAAUUGAUGUAGACACUAGCAAGGCUACUUUCAUCACUCCCCUUCCCCAUAUGUAUGUUAUCAAAGAUUUGGUUGCUGAUCUCACCAAUUUCUACCAACAAUACAAGUCAAUUGAGCCAUGGCUUAAGACUAAAAAGCCCCCACCUGAAGGGCGUGAAUACAAGCAGACUCCAGCUGAAAGAAAGAGACUAGACGGUCUAUAUGAGUGCAUUCUAUGUGCUUGUUGCAGUACUUCAUGCCCUUCUUAUUGGUGGAACCCUGAAAAGUUUCUCGGACCAGCAGCAUUACUUCAUACCUACCGUUGGAUUACAGACAGUCGAGAUGAUUUCACAGAUGAACGGCUACAGGCAUUGACACAGGAUGAAACACGGUUAUAUCGGUGCAGGACUAUAAGGAACUGUACUGCUACAUGCCCGAAAAGCCUGAAUCCGGCAAAUGCUAUUAACAAGAUGAAGACUAGACAUCUGAUUUCUCAGCCUGUCGAGAAGAUGGAAGGUCAAGAUCAGCAGGCAUUUGGUCAGGCUUAAAUAUUGUGGAGACUGGAGAAUCGAGGAAGUUUAGUUUGUUAAAAUAUAUGCAUCUAGUGAAGUUUUGAUGAUGUUGUAAUUGAUAUAUAAAGAGAGCAUUUUGUGACACUUUCAGGUUAAUUUAACUGGAAAUUAGACUGGUGUGUUCUUUGGCUCUUGUGCAA
This is a messenger RNA of Olea europaea var. sylvestris, 1184 nucleotides long. Its product is annotated as succinate dehydrogenase [ubiquinone] iron-sulfur subunit 3, mitochondrial. The record is from RefSeq and is a predicted model, not a curated record. Lineage: Eukaryota; Viridiplantae; Streptophyta; Magnoliopsida; Lamiales; Oleaceae. The transcript is spliced from 4 exons. Bases 91 to 1020 code for a protein of 309 amino acids. Gene Ontology annotation, cellular component: mitochondrion. Gene Ontology annotation, molecular function: 2 iron, 2 sulfur cluster binding; electron transfer activity. Gene Ontology annotation, biological process: respiratory electron transport chain; tricarboxylic acid cycle; aerobic respiration.